AUGGAUGACGCUGUGUUGGAUAUCAAUAUCAAGGGGCUCUUGGAUCUGGAGACCAAACUGAACAAUCUUCCUUCCAGCAUCGAGCGUAAAGCCAAGAUGAACUUGCUCAAGGUCCAGGGCAAGGAGCAACCUGGCGGCGACCUUGUGCAGCCGACGAAGAUGAGGUCCGUUGAGGACUACCGUAAGGACGCUGAACGCGCCAAGGUCGACCUGGACCAACUCGUUGGGUCGGUGGCUCCUCCCGGAACACCUGGGCUGGAAAUGAUCGAAACACCAGUGAAGAGCCUGGAUAGCACCAUGCGGAAGAUCAACGGUUGGCAUAAGGUCGAAAAAUGGCGUACCAUCCGCGAUAUAACGGAUUUGGCCCGGGUAACACUCAUCUGCAACACUCCUCACGAUCUUGCGGAUGGCUUCGAGUUGCUGAUGGUUUGUCGGGGCAUAUUUGUGAGAUCCAGCUACAUCUCAGAUCCUUCUACUGGCCUGAAGAACGGUCAUUACGAGGUCUACAAGUGGUCCCGUACACUCAGUGUCACGGAGAAAAUGCAGGCCGAGUAUUUUUUCAAGAACAUGGAGCAGAAGACGCUCUCAGAAAUGACAGAGCUGUCUCGGAAGAACUGGGCUUCAACUCGCAGUGUUCUCCCGGCACUGCUUCUGGCAUCUGGACAAUACGAAGAGGCUCAGAGUUUGCUUGCCCAGGUGGGAACCGAACGAAGUUUUGUUGUUGAGAACACGGAUUCGUGGAAGGCAAGAAUGACAGCUGUCAUCGUCACUGAAGAUAUUUGUUGCGACACUUUCUUCAUGUUAUGUUUCUCAACAACCCCGGUUGAGCAUGUGUUAUUCAGCGGGCUCUACCGACUCUUUCUGCUAACUUUCCAGGGCAAGUACGAAAACGCGGACGAUCUGUACCGUGAAGCUACCGAGAUAGGGAAGACACUGGUCUCUGGCCACCCUGAGCAUGCUUUGUGGCUCAAUUACCAGGCGUUGUCAUUGCAGAAACAGGUUAACAACAAGGCACACUUGUUGGAGGUUCAGGGGAAGUAUGCUGAAGCUGAGCCGCUCUAUGAGCGGUCGCAAGCCAUACGAGAGAAUGUGCUGGGCCCGGAGCAUUCGGAUGUGGGCCGGUCGCUUAACAAUCUGGCGGCGUUGAAGAUGAGACAGGUGGUGGACCGCUGUCUUAACACCAUCCCACUGCUUACACAGCGCGACUAUGAUGAGGCCGACCGACUCUUUAAGAGGUCAGAAGGUAUACUGGAGAAGACCCUGCAUCCGAAGCAUCCGGAUGUGGCCGCUUUGCUUAACAACCAAGCGCAGUUGUUCCAGAAGCAGGGCAAGAAUUCUGAUGCUCAACCUCAUUAUGAGUGGGCCACACAAGAGAAGGUACUUGGCCCGGAGCACCCUGCGAUGGCAGCAGUGCUCAAAACUGGUGUUGUAGAGUAUUUGUUCCUCUGCAAAGGCCUUCGCGCUCUUUUCGCACUUGUUCACGACAUGCCAGGGCAAAUAUGAGGAUGCCUGUUGUUUCAAUGAGAGAUCCCUCGCGAUCCGCAAGGAAGUUCGAGGCCCUGAUCAUCCUGAUGUAGCCGAGUCGCUCAGCAACCAGGCGGUGUUGCGGCUUGAACAGCGCGAAUAUCUUAAGGCCGAGGAGCUGUUCAAGAUGUCGCUGGAGAUCCUCGAGAAAACUCUCGGCGGUAAUCACCCUGACGUGGCUCAGUCGCUCAUCAACCUGGGCUUGUUGUAUGCGAUGCAGAAGGAUGACAAGGCCGAGCCAGUUCGCAUACGCUUGCUGCAUACUGACUGUCCUGUUCACCUGAAGGUUGCUAGAGACCUCAAUUUGUGGACGAAGUAUUUGAAAGAGCAGGGCAAGCUUGAUGAGGCCAUACAGAUGAAGCAAAAAGGUCUAGCAAUUGAAGAGAGAGUGCUUCCCCCAGACGACCAGCAGAUGGCUUCAUCGCUCAUCGGCUUAGCGGAUUUGUUGAAGGCACAAGGCAAAUAUUCUGAAGCGGACGCUCUAUAUCGUCGAGCUAUUGAGAUUGGGGAGAAGACUCAUGGCUCCGACCACCCAGAUCUUGCCAGAUGGCUCAGCAACCGCGCGUGGUUGUUGAAGAGUCAGGGGGACUACGCGGGGGCCAUUCCACUACUGGAGAGGGUCCUCGCAAUCGGUACGAAGACGCUUAGGCAAGACCACCCACUCACGGUCAACACUCGCAACAGCCUGGUGGUUUUGCGAUUCUUCAACAUCUGGGUCUGUAGAUGGUUCUGGGUCCGUCGAUGGUUAUUUUUCGCUACUCUCGUUGUGCCCAGCGCUGGCUAUGCUUUGUACCGGACGUGACGGUUCUCUCACGUCGUAUUUUCGUAUUUUAAGGGACCGUCCUCCCAAGGGUGAUGUGUCCGGUCGUCGUGAGGCAACGUGGAGAAAAUGCAACCAUACAGGAGAUGUGAGUUCCAGUUGUACACUGCACGAACUGAACCCAAAUGUCUUUUUGAUGUGUUGAGUGCUACCGAGAAAAUCUGCUGCCGAAUCUUUUUUAGCCACUACCAAGCAGUGCGUGAAGAAUUCAGCCUAUUGCGUACUCAGUAACGAAAACCGUAUUGCUUCGUAGCGCAGCGUAGCCUUCGCAGUAGGUGUGGCGGCGUUCAUUGUGUUUCAAGACGUCGUAUGUACCAUUCCACCAGUUUCAGGAUCGGUCGCAUAGUGUCUACAAGCGGGUUGCUCUAGAGGAUGGGACAACGGGAAACAGCCCGAUUUCCCUUUUCUCCAACUGAAAAAUUGAAGAUUUAUUACGCGCAUGAAUACCAGCACGAGCAUGUGUUACAUAUGUCAGGCCUAUCAACACUACACACGUAUCCCAGAACGACUGGUUGCUACGUCUCCACUCUACGUGGUUGAGUUGUGAUGAGCCUCCAACUACCCUGCGUCGUGGGGAACACUUGCUAUUCGCGGGAGAGUGCGCACGAAUCUUUCCAGAAGGGGCUGAUAACAGAGAAAUAAACAAGUGGGUGGUGCGGGGCUUCUUCACUCUGGCUGAUUCUGACCUUAUUACGUUCUAGACGGCCACUUUUCAAGAAGCCUAUUUCGUCUUCGACAGAAGCCCGAAAAAAUAUCAGUUCUCGAAACCAAAGGUCCAACUUCCGCUACUCCUCACAGGCAUGUGUAGCUGCUUACGUGCUCCAAACCACCAUGAUUUUUUCAGCAACACUAUCCGAUGCGCAUGGCUCAUACAAAUCGACAGCAACAAAUCCGAGCUCAAUCGGAGCAAGAGGUGACGAGCUACGGCUACUUUUAUGGGUUCCGCCGCAACUUAUCCCGAAACGAAACAAUAGUUUUAGAACCCGCCGCACCGCGAGCGCUCCCUCUGCCUCCCUCACACACACAGCCCUCCACCGCCUCUAGCAUAACAGCAGCAGUCAACGGACAUCAGCAGAAGCACCAGCCAGAUUCCCAAGCCACCUCCGUGGAGACGGAAGGCUUCUUCGAGGCUGCAGCUGCUGUUGCUGCUUCAUCAGUUUUUUUCCGCUUGGGAGGCAGCUCGGCUCUCGGCUCGGAUAUCACGACGACUUAUUUAAGGCUGUACAAGGGAUGGAUGUACUGCAGUAGCGGGUAGUCACGGCAGCCGAGAUCCGGCGCGCCUUUCUGAGCCGAGCUCCCAGCGCUGUCAGUUCCGUCGGUGGUAAUUAACGGCGGAACACGGAAGAGGAUGUCGGGAUGUCGGGUAUCGGGUGAUACCGGAAGAGUGAUCGAUCGCCAGACGCUACCCAACAACAACUGGCACACUGGUGAAGUAGCAUUAUUCUCCCUGCUGCUGUUGGUUAUGGGUGGUGGUGCGGCUCGUGUGGAGGGACCGCUGCUGCUCAGAGACAAGUAGAUGCAUACGCUCCCUUUUGCCGUUCCUCGUGGGGAAUCGCGGACAUUGUGCGCAUUCAGCAUCUGCGCAGCAGCACCUAAAUAGGAGGGAUCUUCAUCUCAUAGCACACAUGUACAGACAGCACUUCAGACAGCAGUAGUACGCUGUAGUCGACAAACAUCCAUUUUGGUUGAAGGCGGGACAAGGGGGGUGAUGCUGCUGCUGCUGUAGUCGAUUUGUAGUGUGUGGGCGUGUAGUUCAGUUGCGAGCAUGCAAACGUGCUGCAGGGAUUGCAGGUGUACCUCCUCGGGCUUGCGUACCCUUUCCUUGCUAAUAGUGUGUGUGUGUGUGUUCUUCAGAUCUUCUGAUGGCUCUAGCAUUUUUGUGACCACGGACCGAGUCUUCGCUAGAUUUUGGGAUUAGCAACUGACACGAGU
Messenger RNA from Ectocarpus sp. CCAP 1310/34, 4276 nucleotides. Lineage: Eukaryota; Phaeophyceae; Ectocarpales; Ectocarpaceae. The record is from the annotation of a GenBank genome assembly.